This is a messenger RNA of Spinacia oleracea (spinach), 777 nucleotides long. RefSeq lists its product as uncharacterized. The transcript has a single exon. The coding region runs from base 1 to 777 and encodes 258 amino acids. NCBI's taxonomy places the organism in Eukaryota, Viridiplantae, Streptophyta, Magnoliopsida, Caryophyllales, Amaranthaceae. The record is from RefSeq and is a predicted model, not a curated record.
AUGACAGAAUUAAUGGAGACGGACAGCGAUGCAACGGAAUUGGCACAAAUCGAGGGUGAAAAAAGACAUGCUAACUCGUAUAGCAAUGUAGCGCGGGGAAGGGGAAGCCAUUUGGAAAGUGAAAUGCGUUUGAUUGACGACGAAGGAGAAGCAUCGGAUGACGAUAAGGACAUUGAUGGAGAGGCAGGUGACGAAAGUUGCCCGGUAAUCCUCCUCACAAAAGAGGAGAAAAGAAGGUUGAGGAGACCAUGGAAGUAUUCGUUGAUUAUCAAGCUUUUUGAUAAACGGUUAAGUUAUGCUGUCUUAAUUAGAAGGCUUCGCCUUAUGUGGAGCCUGAAGGGGGAGAUUGCCCUCACGGAUGUGGGUUGCGCAUUCUACGUGGUUCGAUUCUCGUCAAUGGAGGAUUACGACUUUGUAAUGACGCAGGGACCUUGGAUGAUAGGUGAUAGUUACUUAACGAUACGAAAAUGGAUCCCAAAUUUUGUCCCCGAUGAAGAACCAAUACGAACACUCACGGCGUGGGUAAGAAUUCCAAACUUGUCGGUGGAGUACUUCGACAAAGCAUUCCUUCACCGCAUAGGGGAAAAGAUUGGUAAGGUAGUACGCAUAGACAAGAAUACGGAAUCUAUGGACAGAGGGCAGUACAUAAGGUUUUGCAUAGAGGUCGAUCUAUCGAAACCCCUACUGUCUAAAUUCCGGCUAAAUGGAAGAGUUUGGAUAAUCCAAUACGAAAGGGCUUCGUCAAAUAUGCUUCAAGUGUGGUCACUUAGGACAUAA